AACUCGAACUUUGAAAAUUUCGAGUUCACUCGUUUUGAACAGAGCUCAUUCUUUGUUAACUGAGAAUGUUUGCAGGAAAAAAGAAACACCGCACAGUAAUUAUAAUAGUCACUUUGGUGGUUCUGGGGGUGGUGAUAACUAUCCUUGUAUCUGCGUACUGUCAACGAAAGGCGUUGCUUAAGUUCGCAGAAGUGGUAGGACAGCGAAGAAACAAGAAAAUAUGGAUCGCGACCGAGGACACGGACACAGUGUAUCUCGUUGAAAAUUUGCGUAAAUGUAAUGUGCGUGGAGUUAAAGUCGAGGAAUUUAAACUAUUCAAAUUUCAAAUGCUCUCGAGUGCGACAGGCCAGUUUGAUCCUGGGAAUAAGCUUGGACAGGGGGGCUUUGGUCCAGUCUACAGAGCAAAAUUACCUAAUGGACUAGAAAUCGCUACUAACAAGGUCAUCCCACCAAUGCAGGAGGAGUUCUUGAACGAGGUUCAAGUGAUUUCUAAGCUCCAACUCGCAAUCUUCUUCGACUCAUCGGUUGUUGUGUGGACUGUGAAGAAAACAUACUUGGAUUCAAGGCUCAGAAUCAUCCAUAGAAAUCUGAAAGCUAGUAACAUUUUACUUGACACCGAUCUUAACCCAAAAAUUUCAGACUUCGGCACAGCCAGAAUUUUUUGUGGCAAGGAAGAUCAAGCUGCUAAGACGAGAAGGGUUGUCGGGACAUAUGGCUACAUGCCCCCAGAAUACACACUACACGGGCUGUUCUCUGAAAAAUCGGACGUCUACAGCCUUGUGCCAGCUUCUAUAAUGAAGAACAACAGAUGUUACCUAAUAGCAUAUGCGUGGAAAUUGUGGAACGAAGGAAAGAUACUCGACUUGGUGGAUCCACUAAUAACAUACAAUGAUUCUAGAAAGGAAACUGAUGUGCUGAGAUAUGCAAAUGUGAGCCUACUGUGUGUCCAAGAAAUGGCGGCAUGUCUGCCAAGCAUUUCUAAUAUUCUGUCAAUGCUGAGCUGUCAAAUCUCCGAGCUCCCUCGUCCUCAACAUCCCGCGUUUUUUGUCAUGCGGUGGUUAUCCGAAACACGGCCCGUUCAUGAGAAUCUUAGAUAAUGUUCUGCCAAUGGUGUUACGGUUACGGUCCUUGAUGGCCCGUAGAUGUUUCUGGAACUCUGUUUUUCCCUUCCCUCUCUCUCUGUUUUUAGCAAUAGUGUCAUGUUAAUCCUCGUGUUUCAACCUUAAAAG
Messenger RNA from Striga asiatica, 1229 nucleotides. Lineage: Eukaryota; Viridiplantae; Streptophyta; Magnoliopsida; Lamiales; Orobanchaceae. The record is from the annotation of a GenBank genome assembly.